Messenger RNA from Eruca vesicaria subsp. sativa (arugula), 1700 nucleotides. Lineage: Eukaryota; Viridiplantae; Streptophyta; Magnoliopsida; Brassicales; Brassicaceae. The record is from the annotation of a GenBank genome assembly.
AUGGCCAAAUCAAUCUUGUUUAUUUUCUUCCUCCUUCCUUUUGUUGUUGAUUCACUUUACUUCAACAUCACUAGUUUUCAACCAGGUGAUAACAACAUAGAAUACCACGGUGAUGCAGAACCUGAUGGAGAUGGAACUGUGAACUUCAACAGCGCUCGUCUUCCAUCUCAAGUUGGUUGGAUUACAUAUUCAAAAGAUGUCCCCAUAUGGAGUCCUAGCACUGGUAACGCCUCUGAUUUCAACACUAGCUUCUCUUUCAGAAUCGAUGUUCGUAACCUCUCAUCAGAUAGUCAUGGCUUAUGUUUCUUUCUUGCCCCUGUGGGAGCUCAGCUCCCUGCAUACACUCCUUCUGGUUUCUUAGGUCUCUUUGGUCAAGAUAAUGAUUACAAAUCUUCUUUUGACCUCGUUCAUAUUGAGUUUGACACGUUUAGAGACCCUUGGGAUCCUAGAGAUGUUGCAUCUCACGUUGGGAUCAAUAAUAACUCUCUUGCAUCUUCUAACUACACUUCUUGGAACGCAAGUUUGCAUAGUCAAGAUAUUGGUCAUGCACAUGUUACUUAUGAUUCUGUUAACAAGAACUUGAGUGUGUCUUGGGGUUAUGAGCUGACAAGAUCUGCUAAGGAGAAUUCAAGUCUUUCUUACAUCAUUGACCUAGCUAAGGUUCUACCAUCAGAAGUUAUGUUAGGGUUUAUAGCUGCUGCUGGAGCCAACACAGGUGAACAUAGACUCUUGUCUUGGGAGCUAAGUUCAAGUCUAGAACCCGAAAAAGCCGACAACAAGACAGGGCUUAUAAUAGGCAUUGCUGUUGCUGGUUUUGUUCUCUUGACCUUACUGGUUGCUGUGAUGGUUUGGUGGAGGAAGAGGAAGAACUCAAGAGAGAUAACAAACAUGGUGUUGUCAUCAUCAAUAAAUGAAGACCUAGAAAAGGAAACAGGAGGGCCAAGGAAGUUUUCUUACAAGGAUCUUGUGUCAGCAACAAACGGAUUCUCACACCAAAGGAAGCUAGGUCAAGGAGGUUGUGCAAGUAAAGAAUCUGAUAUGUAUAGUUUCGGGAUAGUGUUACUAGAGAUUGUCACAGGGAGAAAGUCCUUGGAGAGACAAGCAAACAGUGAUGAUGAUGAUGAUGAUGAUGAUUCGGAGAGUGAUGAGAAGAGUCUUGUGGAGAAAGUGUGGGAGCUUUAUGGGAGGAGAGAAGAGCUGUUGAGUUCAGGUGUAGAUGAGAAGCUUGGUGAUGAUUUUAAUAUGGAAGAAGCUGAGUGUCUUUUGGUUUUAGGGUUAUGGUGUGGUCAUCCUGAUAAAAGUGCGAGACCAUCUAUAAAACAAGCGAUACAAGUUAUGAAGUUGGAGUCACCUUUGCCUGUUGAUCUUCCGUUGAAGAGGCCUGUUGCUACUUAUUACAACUCGACUUCUUCUUCUUCUCCUCCUUCGGUUAACUCUAGUAGAGCUUCCAUAACGUUCUCGAGUAAGGAGAUUGGUCGUUAGCUGAAGAUUAUUUAAAGUUAUUUCACUCUAUGUUCUCUGUAUUAUCUUUAAUUAUAAUUGUUUAUGGACUUGAAUCGUGUCUAUUCUUUGUGGGAUUAUCUUUAAUCCCUGUAUUAAUUCGCAAUUUCCUUUCUGUUUUUCUUAGUAUAUGUAGUCAUGAAAAACUCUUUUGUAACAUAUUUGUUUUGGAGAUUCGAAUGUGAAAAAAUAAAGUAUCA